This is a messenger RNA of Pocillopora meandrina, 3604 nucleotides long. Lineage: Eukaryota; Metazoa; Cnidaria; Anthozoa; Scleractinia; Pocilloporidae. The record is from the annotation of a GenBank genome assembly.
AUGGGUAACAGGAAGACAAAACUGAAGACAGAAGAAUUGUCCGAGUUGAUGGAAUGUACGCAUUUUACGCAAGGAGAAAUCGAGGAAUGGUACAAAGGUUUCAUGAAGAGUUGUCCUAAUGGGCUGGUAUCCUCCGCAGAUUUUCAAGACAUGUAUUCAGAUUUUUUUGAAGGGGAUGCGUCCGAGUUUGCCAGUCACGUUUUCCGCACAUUUGACUCCGACAAAAGUGGGUUCAUUGAUUUUAAAGAGUUCAUGUACUCGCUUUCAAUAACAUCAAGAGGAAAUCUUGAAGAGAAAUUGGAGUGGGCCUUCAAGAUCUACGAUGUGGAUGGUGAUGGGUACGUAACGAAGCGCGAAAUGGAAGACAUCAUCAGAUCUGUGUAUAAAAUGUACGCAGACAGUCGACUGGGAAGAAAGGAAACGCCAGAACAACGUACAGCGAGGAUCUUUGAAAAGUUUGACUUGAACAAGGAUGGAAAGCUUACCAUAGAAGAGUUCAAGACCGGAGCGAGAAGCGAUCCUUUUCUAGUUUUGAUGAUGCAGUACAAAUCAUUACACGGUCGGAAGGAGUCAGAUCCGUCUAUGUCUUUGGAACAAACGUAUUCGUGAUGAUCGGCCGACGACUAGCGUUUUUUUUUUUUAUUUUUAUUUUUAUUUAUUCAAUGAGAUGGAAAGGUUAACUAACAUGCUGGUUGAUUUGCAUCAAUUUUGCUUGCCUCGCAUAAUCAAUUAUUAUGACUUAUUGGAUAUUUAUGACAACUCUUUAAGAAAUAAAAGACGCUCUUUAGGUAGGGUAUCAUAAAGCCCGUGCUUUUGAAAGAAACAGAAGUGUCUGCAGACUGAAGCUUGAGCAUGAUUCCAAUGAAAGCUUGGUUCAAAUUAGACGAAGAAAGUCCCCACGUUGAAUCUUGCCGAAGCUGAUAACUGAGAGGUAUCACUCCGAGUUUUCAGCGAUAAUUUAUUAAAAAAAAAGUACACAAAUAAAUAAACGGAAGUGCUUCUGCUUUUUUAACAAAUUGUAUUAAUUUGGUAAUUCUAAGGGUUCUACCAGGCGAACCUAGGAGAGUGCACCACUCAGACUUUUUAAAUGAUGUGGCAGAGUAAGGUGUGUGAUAGGUGUUUUUCAUAGGAAGUCAUCAACAUCAUAUUUAUAUUUUGUUGAACUCAUCACUAAGCGCGAUACUUUUACUGCCUAUUGGAACUUCAAAGGCGUGAAGUGAAGGUUUUUUUCGCCCCAUUAUUGGUUCGUUUUGUCGAGAUCCAAAAAUGAUUGCAUGUGCCAAAGGGCAAGCUAUAUGUCACGACGAAAAACAACACUAAAUUCAUAAUAAAUGGUUAUGACUGAAUACUUACUAUAAAACAUCGUGUUAUAACUGUUACUUGGAUAACUUUUAUCGGUUACGGGAACGAUUCCCGUGGAAGAGACAUUUCUUUGCCUUUUAGGACGACUCUCAUACGUUUAAAAGUAGGCAGGGCUCAUAACUGGCUCCGUUUGGGGACCGAGAAAAUACAAGAGUACUUUUGUGAGAUUUUUUUUCCCGUGCCAUUUAUCCGCAGUUAUGUGCAAAGGGUAUCGUGAAAGAAUGAGCCAAGAAGUUUUUAUCAGUAAAAAAGCAGGGAAAGCCUUCUUUGAAAGGAUAAUGGACUGAUGUGUACUCAUAGAGUUUUAGUACUUCGUACUUCUAAGAUGAAAAAUUUCUCCUGAGGAUCAAUUUAAUGAUAGAGAGCAAAUGCUGUGUCUUCUCUACUUAAUGUCCAUGAGUGUCACACCUUGCUUCAAAAUGACGAGACCGGAAAUGAAAAUCAGAUAUCACGCACAAAUUGACGCCAGGAAAUAAGUGCGCGCGGUCGAAUAAAUACGUCACAAAGGCAGCAUCCCUGUUACUUUGCAACAUUUCAAAACAAGCUUCAACAAAGGUCGCUGCAGUUUACGAGGUUAGGAUAGUCUAUUUUCAGUGUCGAAGAAAACAUGCCGUGCCUAAGGGAAGAAGAUAAGGUUGACCCACUCGAAGCACAGCUGGAAGCGCAAAUGGAAUUGUCCCAUCUGCAACGACAGUAUCGUUGUUUGCGCAACGAUAGAAGAAUGUACACUGAUGAGACUGAAAAUACCUUGCGCAAGCAGAAAAUAACUAUUGAAGCACUAGUCAAAGAAAAAAAAGAAUUGGAAGCAAUGAUACACGUAGCAAGUAGUAGACAGAACGAGAAAUUUGAUCAACGAAAUGUCGAAAAGCUUGUCGAGCUCUUAGAACGAGAAGCGCAAGCUCAGCAGGAACUCAAGAAGGAGAAAGAAGCAAUUGCGGGUUUGGAUGAAAAAGUAGCUGCCAUGAGAGAAAAGAUCAACCAACAGAGCAAGAAGAUGGGAGGAAGUAAAGAUGUGUACCAAGAGAAACAUGUCGCCAAUAUGAAGCUUACUCGAAUAUUGGAGAACAGGUUGGAUGAGAUGACCAAGAAAUUUAGCAUUGCUUUGACCGGCAAUUUGAAGCUCAGAGAACAUAUCAACCACGUCGAAGGACAGAAAGCAAGGUUCCUUGAUCUGCACAAGCGUCUUCAGGCUGAACUGGUCGAAGGAAAAAAGGAAAUAGAUCGUAUUUCAGAAGUGGCAACGACUCAUUUCACCAUAAGAGACGAAGCACAACACAGGAUGGCUUCACUACGCGAGCGCGCUGACCGGGAAAUGGCGGUUUAUAACGCGGAAAUCAAAGACGUCAAGCGCAUUCUUGAGCACGAUCGGAAACUUCGGGCGUUCAUGACUACAAAAGCCGAAGACCGUGCGUCCAUUCUAGAGGACGAAUUGAUGGUUCGUGCAAUAAAGAAAUAUGAAGCUCAGCUAAAUGGGUUGCAACAAGAAACCAGCAAGUUUGAGGAGAUCUUUGACAAGAUCAAGGAAGCUACUGGUAUAGAAGACACAGACACUCUUGUGGAGUCUUUUAUUGAGAACGAAGAUCGCAACUUCGCGCUGUACAAUUACGUAAACAACAUGAACACUGAAAUUGAGAACCUGAAAGAUGAUAUAAGACGCUUGAAGGACGAGAUCGAACUCAUCAAGAAAGAGGGUGUCGACAGUGAUGUGCACAGGAAGGAAAUUUUAAAUGAACUUGAGCAGAAGAUGGUCGAAGUCACUGAUGAGUUGACACUGGUGAAUAAGGAGUAUAAAGCAAGCAGAAGACAGCUCGAGCUCUUGAAGCCGAAGGUCGAAAGUGUUUUCAACUCAAUAGAGUGCGAUCGCUCCUCAAUCGCGGAGUUGCUUGGAAUUGGUGUGUCAAUAGAUGACAAUAACAUCAUGCAAUACCUUGGAAUUAUCGAGCAGAAAUGCAACGAACUCUUGCAAAACAAAGCUCUAGAGAAGAUCAAGAAGUUGAACGAGUCUGGCGGAGACAUAUCCGUUGACGGUUUACAAGGAGUGGGUCCUCAGCCAGCACAUGGGAAUUUUUUAAUUGUACCUCCCCCGAUUGAAGAUGACAGUGAUCAGGCAUGGCAUUGUAACGAUACAAAACCGCUGACAGUAGAAGAAGUGCAAGCUCUAAUACAGCAAGGAAAUGUGAAGGGUGGCCUCUCAAAGGUCACAGGGUCCACAAAGCAACCCGCAAAAAGGAAGCGCGCUUAG